UCAUGGAAUUCUUAGGACCAUCUAGAGAGCUGAUAAACAGAGGACAUGAAGUGUAUUUCAUUGUAGCUUCAAACUGCAUGAUUCCUAGUGAUGUCACAAAAUCUGGUGUGAAAAUACUGACGUAUGCUUCUACUGGAAAUGAAAUUGGAGCAACGGAAGAAUUUCAGAAUGAUGCAAUUAAGUCCAUCAUCAAUGGUGAUGAUAAUUUAUUUAGGAAACACACGAAUAAAAUAAGGAUAAAACAAGGUGACGGUUUAUUCAAUGAUAAAGCUCUGUCUGAACGAGUGAAAUCUCUGAAUUUUGAUUAUGCGAUUGUUGAUGGUCUCCUUUUCGAUCUAUAUUUGAUGCUGUACCCACACAAGUUAGGCAUUCCGUAUAUUCCUUUGACAGCUGCUCUUGGAUUACACUGGGACGUAGGGGUGCCACAUAUGCCUUCGGUAUAUCCUAAUCAGUUCACAGACUUCCCAGCUGACAUGAACUUUCAACAAAGGGUAGCGAAUUUAUUCAUGUAUAUUAUACUGCCAUAUGUCACUAAUUCCUUAAAUAACAAUCCGGAUGACCUCAUGGAGAAAUAUUACCCAGAAGCCCCACCAGGCACAACUAUGUUGGGAAUAUUCCGGGAUGCCGAUCUUUGGUUAAUUGAUCAAGAUCCAAUACUUUCUUACCCUCAGCCUACUGUACCCCAUAUGAUAUUUGUCGGUGGUUUAACAACAUAUCCAGCAAAACCCCUUGAGGCAAACAUCAAAAACUUUAUUGAAUCAUCCCAGCAUGGCCUUAUUGUGGUAUCAUUUGGGACUUAUAUGGUUUACCUGCCUAUGGAGUUGACACAAAUACUGAGUGACGUCUUUUCAAAUUUAGAGCAACAAGUAAUUUGGAGAUUUAAGGGAAAAGCACCGAAAUCUGUUGGAAAUAAUGUCAAACUGAUGGAAUGGAUUCCACAAAAUGAUAUCCUAGGUCAUCCCAAUACAAAACUUUUUAUUGGACAUGGUGGGAGUAUAGGUCAAUACGAAGCUGUUUACCAUGCUGUCCCAAUGAUUUCUAUACCUUGUAUGCCUAUUGAUCAGAAACAUAAUGCUGUGAGAAUUGAACAUAAAAACUUUGGUAUUGGACUAUCUUGGGCAACAUUAACAGCUGAACGAUUAAACGAUACAAUAAACAAGAUUUUGAUGAAUCCAAAAUAUUCAACAUCAAUAAAAAGAGCUUCCCGUAUGUUCCGUGAUCGACAAUCGACGCCGCAAG
Molecule: messenger RNA, 1239 nt
Organism: Owenia fusiformis
Lineage: Eukaryota; Metazoa; Annelida; Polychaeta; Sabellida; Oweniidae
Source: the annotation of a GenBank genome assembly